Peronospora matthiolae is the source of this 4677-nucleotide messenger RNA. The record is from the annotation of a GenBank genome assembly. NCBI's taxonomy places the organism in Eukaryota, Oomycota, Peronosporomycetes, Peronosporales, Peronosporaceae.
AUGUUUGGCCGCUUUUUCAAGAACAAGGAAGACGGCAAGAGCGGCCCCCCUGGCCGCCAACGUCAGGGCGGCCAGAACAGCGCUGACGAGCCUCCCGUUGGCGGCGGCUUCUUCAACUUGCCGCCUCCAGUCCUGAAGCCGGAAGGCUCUCAAAGUGUUGCUGGUGCUGCUGUUCCCAGUAACUACGUGAGUGGAGGAAUUGCUGGCACAGCUGGAGGGUACCCAUUGUCGUCAGGGUAUGGCAAUAAUUCUCCACGAAAGAAUCAGAUGAUGGGAGGAGGAGCUCCUCCUGGAACCAUGGACAUGUUUGGCGGCAUGUCGGUCAAAGCUCCUACUGCUGCUGUUGCUGCUCCUGCUGUUGGUGUUGGAUUAAGCGACAACAAUGGAGGAGGAAGGUACAAUGCUCAGCCUCCGAGUCAGCUUCAGUAUGGCAAUUAUGGUGGAACAAUGCACUAUUCAGGUGCUACGCAGUCUUUGAAUGCAGGUGGCAGUUUAUUUAGUGGUCUUGAAGUUGCUCCCGGUGCCCCGGCGCCCGUGAUGCGUGACGAUGGAAGCGCCCGAGCGAUAGCGACGAACGGUCACGAGCAAAGGAAGUAUAAUGGGAGCACAGGACCGCUUACUCAUCAGCACAUUGCCGGUUCGAAGAGUUCGGGUGUAUUAGACUCAUCACAGUACUCCCGAACAAGUGCGUCGAGCAGCACGAGUACGACGGCGUCAAGGUCGAGCUCAAAGGCUGUGAAGAAGAAAACGAAGAAAACGUUUCGCCCUGGCUUCGGACGACAGCUUUCGGAUGAGUCAGCGGCAGCAUUGCAACGCGGCGACUUGAAAGAAGACGAUAUCAUUCACCAACGAGAAGGACGUCUCACACCAGAUCGAUCGGAAAGCUCACAUAGUUCACGCAGCGCUGCUGCUGCAGCGACGGAUUUAGCUCAUUUGUUGCCUCCGGUAAAAUCUGGGUCGGUUCUACGAGGGCUGACGGUUCAUAAAGGAAACACCACUUCCGGUAGUGGUGUUCUCGCUGGCCUUACGGUUCACACGUCAGCCUUGUCAUUGCCUUCUCCAACGAAGGUGCUAAAAUCUCCUGCAUUGGGAUCUGGUGAGACUGGCAUGCCAUUGAGCUCUAGCAUCCACGAACCACCACGUAGUAUUGCUGGCGAAGAUGCCGACGAACCAGCAAAUGAUGAUCCAGUGGUAAUGCUUGACCCCGUGUUGUACCCAAAGUCAUCUUCCCCAGUGCUAGUAGUUUCUCUGACUCCGGAGAAGCGUUUGUUUGGUACGUUGCGCGACUUCCAUGAGAGUGCGUUGAGUUUCCGUCAAUUCACGCUUAAACAGCAUGGAGAGGAGAAUCGGUUGCUGGAACGCAAAGCUCAGCUUGCGAAUCAGUUAACGCAAUACGAAGCAGAUUUACGUGACGUUGAAGUCCAGCAGCAGCAUGCUUGCGAAGUCGAAGAUUUUGAAAAAGCAGACGCGCUGAAUGCCACCAUUAACAGCGUACGACACUGUAUUACGCUUACCGAAAGCGAUGUUAGAAAGCUGGACAGUGAGCUUGUCGCAUUCGUAAGGACGAAGGAGAAAGCUUUCGCGAACCAACUGAAAAGUACGCGCGGCACUUUACGUGAACUCGAGAAGUUUUGCGAGGAUCAAGAAUCAGAGCGUACGGUCGUGCGCAACGAGUAUAAGCUGUACGAGAUCAAUCAAAAAGAGCAAUUACAGUUCGAAGCUGAACGCAUCGAUACUGAACUGCACCACGUGUCGGUGAGUCUAGAAAACGUCAAUUCUGAAAAGUCAGAAAUUGAGGCAACCAUUGAGGGUCAAUGUAGCUCUGAGUUCGCUGUCCAGGCACGACUGAUCGAUGAGAAAGCGGCCGUUGAAGAAGAAGUGCGCGAGCUUGAGCUUCAACUAAAGAAGAAGCUGGAGCGGGUUCGAAAGAUUCAGUCGGCCAUUGACACUGCUCAACGUGACAUUAACACAGUUCGAAAGCGCUAUUCUCGCCAGUUGAAGCGCAUUGCUGAUCGCGAAAACGGUAUCAGAAAGACUAAGGCAGAAGUCGAGUCGGAUGGCGACCAUCUUGAACGGCAGCGCCAAGAGUUCCAUGACAAACUGAAAGAGUACGCAGACAACAUCUCACUUAUCGGUAAUCGUAUCGGUACUGUCAAAAAGGAAAUGCGUGCUGCAUCGUUGUUGGCGAAUGUGCUGGAACUGCAGGAGACCCGUCGUGAGCAAUCUCUUAUUCGCAAAAAGCAGCAGACUGCGGAACUUAGUUCUCUGAAUGAUGCUACAACGGUGGCAGAGCAAAGUUUCACGAUGUUGAAGAACCAACAUGAAGAGCUUGAGAAAUCUCUGUUGAUUCACCGAAAUGCCAUCGCAUCUGCAGAGACUAUGAUUCCCCGUUUGGAGCAAGAAAAGAAGGUCGCUGCUGCGCAGCGUAACUUCAAGGAAGCGGCUCGCAUUUCCAAGGAUAUUAAAGCCCUGGAAAAGGACCGAUCUACAGCUGAAGAGAUGGUAGAAGUGGUGGAGAUGGAGCUGCAAGACUUAAAGGAGCGUAUUGAUAGACGUGAAACAGAGUAUGAAGAGAAAAAGAAGGAGUUGAGGGAGAUGGAGAAGCACUUGGAACUUGCGACUCUACAAGAGCUGUGGAAAGAAGCAAAAAGCCUACAAACGGCUUUGCGGAAGAUCGAGAAAUGCAAGAGUCAUGGGGACGCUGCGAACGAUGGUAUCGACUUUCGAUCUUCGGCAAUGCUUUUGGUUCAGGCCGAGUAUGACGCGUGCGUACUUCAAGUCGGUGUGCUAGAAAAGAAGUACGAUGUAUCUGACCCGACAAAAGACGACGAAGUCGAGGACGACAACGGUGACGACGAUUCACUUGACGGCGAAGAGAAGAAAGGCAGUGAGUGCUCCAGCUUUGCUGGAAAGGUGACUGACGUGGAAAGAAUGAAUGCUGGUGAUAAGAAUACCGAAAACAGUACAUCUGUCUUGAAGGAGAUCGCUGCAAAACUUCUUCAGCUCGAGUCCCGGAUUCAAGAGGCAACGACGAAUGAGGAGUACGACUUGGCUGCAAAGCUUGACGACCAGAUUGAGUCCUUGAAGCAGCGUCAGCAGACUAUAGAAACCUCAGUUGAAGAGGAGGUGUUUUCGGAUGAUGAUUACGAGAAUGAGUCUUCUAUGAGUGCUGUGGGAGAAUCCAGUAGCCGUGAGGGCUCGACUGGGGCAAGUGAUGAAGCUCAAGUGGAGUGCACUCAUGGUGAAAUGAUGAGCCCUGUGAAUGCAGCGCAUACUCGUGAUGCAGUGACGUACUCUUCGGCAGCAAUUCACGAACGAGUCAUCGAAAUGGAAGAGCAGAUCGAGCCGGCGACUGAGAACGAGGAUUACGGGAGCGCCGCAAGCUACAGUCAUGAGUUGCGCGCAUUGCGAGAACAUGAGAGCAUUAUCCGUGAUCAGCUCGGGUCUCCGGACAAAAGCAGUGUCGUGACAGUACUUCCUACGUCCGAAGGAGUCGCCGUUGAUACUGAUAAAUCUUGCGUUAUCGAGACCGCGGCGAGCAGCAUUUUGGUGAAUUCGCCUCGAGAGAUGGAUGUUAGUUUUGCAACGUAUGAACCCGUUGACGGUGGGCCCCAUCUGCGCGGUGACUCAAGUUAUUCGUCAAAGAGUUCGUCCGAUGUCCAAAUGACGGAGGUCGAAGUGGUGUCAGACCAAGACGAGCGUACUGAAUCCGAAGAAGCAGCGGCUCCUACCAACUUUGAAGUCAUUUCCCCUACGUCCUCUGAAAUGAAAGACUCGUUUUUCGGCAAUCCUGGGGUGCAUAAUAAUAGCGCUAGCCUUGUUGCGCCAUCUGCGUCCGGAUCACUGUUCGGAGGCUUACAAAUGAGUGGCAAUUUUCAGGUCAGCACAUCCUCUAUUGUUUCUCCCCGAAAAGUGACAGAAGGAGACAAUGAAAACGAGGAGGACGCGUCCGACGAAACCGCAGCUGGAGCUGCAGGCUUUGGCGCGUAUGGUUCUGUCGACGGUGGUAGUAUGUUCAGCGGGUUGCAGUUGAGCUCCAGUGCGGUCAAUGUUGGAGCAAGCGUACAGACGGAUUCUACGAAAGAAGAGUCUAUUGACAUGUUUGGCGGAUUGAAACUGAGCCAUGGCUCAGUCUCUACAACGACAACGGCUGUGCAGCACGCUUCGACGGAUGCACCAAGCGACAUGUUUGGUGGAUUGAAGCUGUCCGGUACCUCAGCUGGUGCUGUGUCAGUAGAGCAUAUCACAACAAACGUGCCCACAAAUAUGUUCAGCGGUUCAGAAUCAUCCAAUGACACAGCUAGCACCUCGAUCGAGGUGCUGAAUGUGCAUCCUGAUGCUUCGAAGCCGAUCAGUAGUGCUGCAUCAGCUGAUGAAGUGGAUGUUGCAUCGUCGGCGGAGAGAAGUCUUACGGAGAGCUCGGAGGGUACUCGAAUGUCGAUACACGAGCUGUCGGAGCACACCGGAAUUGUUUCAGUGCAUAAAGCAAACCAAAAUGGAGUGUCCUUGUCGGAUGCGCCAACUAUAACAUCAGCAACUAUGCCAAGUGGCACUUGCAGCGUGGAGACAACAGCAAAAACAGUCGUUCUCACGACACCCGUCACUGAGGUCUCGAAUGAUGACGAGAUAAACCGAGAAACUGAACAGGACUCGACGCAAUUAUUGGGACAUUUGUAA